Messenger RNA from Melanotaenia boesemani (Boeseman's rainbowfish), 2976 nucleotides. RefSeq names its product protein tyrosine phosphatase non-receptor type 2a (gene ptpn2a). Gene Ontology annotation, molecular function: protein tyrosine phosphatase activity. Gene Ontology annotation, biological process: protein dephosphorylation. The transcript is spliced from 9 exons. The coding region runs from base 150 to 1385 and encodes 411 amino acids. The record is from RefSeq and is a predicted model, not a curated record. Lineage: Eukaryota; Metazoa; Chordata; Actinopteri; Atheriniformes; Melanotaeniidae.
UACCGCAGGAACUCAUUGGGUCACACACGUAGCUGUUUAGAUGGCUGACUGUAAGCAGUAAGUUAGAGAACGGCGCUGGAAGCACGCUGAGAUUAUUCAAGUUUUUUUUUGUUUUAUUGUUUUGUUUUGGGUUCACCAGUUACGGCAAAAUGGAGCAAGAAUUCGAGGAUAUUGAUUCGUCCGGAAAAUGGCAAAACCUUUACAAUGAGAUCCGCAACCAGGCCAGUGAAUAUCCGUACAAAGUAGCAAAACUUCCAGUAAACAGAAAUUUGAACCGCUACAGAGAUGUCAGCCCAUAUGAUCACAGUCGGGUAAAACUUGAAAACUCUGAAAAUGACUACAUCAAUGCAAGUUUAGUCACAGUGAAAGAAGCCCUUAGAGCUUACAUCCUUUCUCAGGGCCCUUUGAGGACAACAUGUGGUCAUUUCUGGCUGAUGAUUUGGGAGCAAUGUUCCAAAGCUGUUAUAAUGCUCAACAGAGUGAUAGAAAAAGGAUCUGAGAAGUGUGCACAGUACUGGCCCACCGCAGAGGAGAUGCAGAUGUCAUUCACAGACACAGGGUUUGUUGUGAGACUGCUUUCAGAGGAGGACCAUUCCCAUUAUACAAUCAGAGUGUUGGAUCUACACAACACAAAAACGGGCGAGUCGAGAGAGAUCUACCAUUUUCACUACACCACGUGGCCUGACUUUGGCGUGCCAGAAUCUCCUGCUUCUUUCCUCAACUUCCUCUUCAAGGUUCGGGAGUCUGGCUCGCUGGGCCCAGAGCACGGGCCUUCGGUGGUGCACUGCAGCGCUGGGAUUGGACGCUCAGGGACAUUUGUCUUGGUGGAUACUUGCCUUGUCCUGAUAGAUAGGAGGAAGAACCCAUCGUCAGUGGACAUAAAAAAGGUGCUACUAGACAUGAGGGAAUAUCGCAUGGGCCUGAUCCAGACUCCCGACCAGCUGCGCUUCUCUUACAUGGCUGUCAUCGAGGGAGCCAAGCUCAUUCUGACGGACAACACAGCAGCACAGGACAUGUUGAAAGGGCUGUCCAGAGAUGACUUGGAGCUAGAUUUGCCUCCUCCACCACCUCCACCCAGACCUCAUCUUAAUGACAGCAGGCCAAAUGGACCAUGUCUGGAGCCUCAGGACAACACGGGAGACCACCUCUCGACAAGAGAGCCAAACAUCCAUGACCACCAUGUGGAGAACUCUGGGCAUGUUAGAAAGAGACACCGUGAUGAGAGGAUCGCCAGCACUGCGCAGAGAGUCCAGCAGAUGAAACAGAGACUGACUGACUCAGAGAAGAAACGAGAGAAGUGGCAGUACUGGACUCCCAUCCUUCUCAACGUCAGUGCUGGGGCAGCCCUGGUCGUCGGCCUGCUGUGCUGGAUGUACUCCCAGUGAAAGGCUCUGGGUCCCCUAAAACUGACUCCUACUUUGCACCAGUACCUGGGAUUAGGUACUUCUUCUCUAAGUAGAUGUAGAUUGUUAUAUGUGCAUAUCUGAGGGUAUUUAUUUCUUAAAGUCAAAAUGCAGGAGCGCUAGAUCAAAUGAGUGUGUGUAUAUUUUUCUCUUAAGAUCUUAACAAAAAUAGUAACAUCUCAGGAUCUUGGUGCCAGCACGAUUUUUUUCUGUUGUUUUUCCUGUUGAUGAAUGUACUCUAUCAUAGCAAAAUGGCUUUGAAAGAAACCCACUAAAGGUGCAGUACAAAGAAAAAAGUUCAGACAGGUUUAUUUUUGCAUUCAAUGUUCAGAUUCAAGUGUUGAAUCAGACGUGGACACGUUUUACAUUUUACAUGUCAGAGUGACUUGUGGCGACUGUCAAUGCUCCUAUGAAUUUCUAGGACGACUCCAGAGCCAAAAGAUUAACUCUGGAAUCAUUUGUGUGUGUGUGUGUGUAAUGUGCUGACAUGCAUGCAUUUACAGGUUUUCCAGCCAGAGCACCACCUGUUCUUCCAUUAACAUUCAGCAGGGCAUCCAAAUAUGGCCAGAUAUAUAUUUUUGUGCACAUAGACACUUCUUAGAGAGCUGCCCUGCCAAUGUUUCAAACUUCGCUUGAAUGGUUUUCCUUUUCUGUUUAUAUAAGUAAAUUAUUGCCCAUCUUGUGAAUUUUGGUUGUCAUGUAGACUAAUGUGAGCUGCCAGGUCCUUUGCCAAUUAGUACAUGUAUUUACCCACUGGAUGGGUUCAUGUGUGUGUGUUCUAGUUUUCCCACUGUUCAUUUAUUGUUGAGUAAACCAAAGCAAAGCUGUGUGUUUUAGGAGGGUAACAGCCAGGAAAGCUGUUAGAUGAGGAAGCCUUGCACUCCCAUAAUGUGGAAUUUCUUUUGUUUUAGAUCUGAUAUAAUUCACAUCUGUGUUAGAAAAACUAUACUAGUCAUAGCAUAAUUAAGUCGUUUGUUUGAGUUGAGUGACUCCUUAAUUGUAAGCUAUAGCAUUAACUAAUUGGUUUUCAACUGACAGGGACCAAUCUAAAGCUAUAAUAGUGCAAUGUAGAAGUUGUUACAAAGCUCCUUGGAUUAAACUCAAAGUUAGCAGACAGUGAUGGUAAUCACAUCCGUACCUGUUGGUUUGCUUGUUGAUAUAACUUUUUUUAUGUGCCUUGACGUAGGUUAAAUUGAGAAAUGUGUGCUUUGAGGUCUCGAGCAUGAUCAGUACAGAAUAAAGCUUGUGUGAAUGGACACAAGAUGGAAAUGUUUGCACUGCAGUUACUUGUUGGUAGAAACUGAGGCGUUGGACAAGCAUCAGCCUAAACCGAAUGUGCUGUUAGCUUGUACUCGUCUCUGAAAUGAAACUUUCAUUGGCUACUGUGGCACAUGGCUUUUACGUGUUCUCAUGUAACCCAGAAGAUGAACAUUUGACCAUAACAUUCCAUUUAUUCUUGUUUUCCACAUUAUAUUUCAGGGGAGUACUGUACUCUGCAGAGCUGCAGAGAGAACAUGACUGAUGAGCUGUUUGUUUUUUUUUUUGGGGAGGGGAAAUGAAAAGCAAAAAUGAU